AUGUCACUUGCAAAGCACACCCUGGUAAGUACACCAAAGAUGAAUUUCUUUCUGCAAAAGAUGUAUCAUCAUGCACGGGAUAUCUUCCCGCCUGUUAAAGGGGUGCUGAGGGCAAAGGCACCGGGCCAAUAAGCGAUGUCUAACAUUCUUGCAGGUCUCGGGGAGAGAGUCUUUAGCAAGUCGGGGAUCCGAUGAUCCCCAGCCGGGGAACCCCCCUGAUGGAGUAGGUGAACUUCUAACAGAUUGCUGACGAAGCAGAUUCUCAACAAGGACAAGUUCUGACUGAUAACAGGACUACUAGCGCUCUGGGCGAGGGGGGCGGACUGAGGUUGACGAGUACACAAAAGUAAGUCAUACAUCUCAUUUGAUGAUGCUCCUUUCCUUUUCGAUAGCUUGGCUGCUGUUGGGGUUAUUGGGCAGCUUCCCCUCAACAAUUCUGCAAACAAUCCUCAAUGGCCAUGGAGUCAACAGGCUCGGUAUUGGUGA
Messenger RNA from Hymenoscyphus albidus, 486 nucleotides. The record is from the annotation of a GenBank genome assembly. Lineage: Eukaryota; Fungi; Ascomycota; Leotiomycetes; Helotiales; Helotiaceae.